CUUUGUGAAAAAGCCAAUUGAAUCCAAUCCUCACCAGCGUGAUAGCCGCAUACAUGGCGGCGUGCGGGAUUAUUUGGUUUCGCUUACUUGUUGUGGGACGUCGAUGCCUGCAUCACAUCCCGCCUUCGUUGCCGGCAAAACGCCUACUGAACUCGGUGACAAUCAGUGGUUUGCAGCGGUGCUUCGAGCAUGAAGCGCGCUUGACCAGUCGUCGCUUGAGAAUCGCACCGCUGUGCACUCGAGCGUUGACGCAGAAGGCGAGUCACGAUUUGUGUUCACUGCUGAACUUCGACAGUGAUUCUGAGUACUUGGCAUGGCGGCACGAUCACAAGGAUCUUCUCCUCGGUGUGUCGGACGACCGGCUGGCCAGUGCGUGCCGCUGGCUGCUCGACAAGAACGUAGAGCUCAGGGCGCUCAGGUGGUACCCCGCCAUCCUGAAGGUCUCCGUCGUCACCUUGCAACGUCGCAUGGCCGUUGUUCAAAAAGAGGAAAAAAGCGCCGAGUUGAGCUCUGAAGCUGUGCUGACGCUGCUGUCCUGUCCAGAAUCUCUUCUUUCGACUGUCUCGGACAACGGGGGAGUGUGCCCCACCUUGAAGGCACGAGUGAACCUGCUGCGCCAAGAACUGGGCCUGUCCAAGCGUGAAAGCUUGGCAAUGAUAAGCCGGGUGCCGUGCUUGCUGAGCCAUGAGCUUGAGCUUGCCCAGCGCAAGCUGGCCAUUCUCAAGCAGAGUGGCAUUCCCAAAGAAGCUUUGCUCAAGGACCCGUGGGUGUUCCGUUACAGCGAGGCGCUGAUAGCCCAGCGCGUGGCGCUUUGUCAGAAGCAGGGCAUUCCGAUUCGCACGUGGCUACUGCGUUGCCCCGACAGCGUUCUUCAGCGUCACUUGCAGCUGUGCCGAGCGUCCAGGAGGGCGCUCGGCACGCACCCGGACACACCCGACUAUCUCGCUGAGAGGCUGGACUGCACGAGCCUGGAAGAACUGGUGCGACGCCACCCACGUCUGCUCAGCAUACGGCCUCCCAAGCUAAAAGAGGUGCUGGAUCUUCUGUUCCAGAGCGGUUACACCGCUGAGCAGGUGCGCCAGUAUCCGCGCGUGCUGAGUGCUAGUGCGAGCAGGUUGCGCUUGCGCCUGCAGAGGAUAGCAGCACGCGAGGCGCCACUGCCAUCUCUCUAUGCUCUCCUGCUGCCCGAAAAGGUUUUUGAGCGCUGCUGUGGAAGAUUUUUCGACGGCUACCCUCGCAAGAGUGCCCAGUCACGACCACCUGAAUGCCAAAUGGAAGAAUAAACAUUGAAAUUUCUCUUGA
This is a messenger RNA of Rhipicephalus microplus (southern cattle tick), 1302 nucleotides long. RefSeq names its product mitochondrial transcription termination factor (gene mTTF). Gene Ontology annotation, cellular component: mitochondrial matrix. The record is from RefSeq and is a predicted model, not a curated record. Gene Ontology annotation, molecular function: double-stranded DNA binding. Lineage: Eukaryota; Metazoa; Arthropoda; Arachnida; Ixodida; Ixodidae. Gene Ontology annotation, biological process: termination of mitochondrial transcription; regulation of DNA-templated transcription.